This is a messenger RNA of Stomoxys calcitrans (stable fly), 1225 nucleotides long. RefSeq names its product arrestin domain-containing protein 17. Gene Ontology annotation, cellular component: cytoplasm. Gene Ontology annotation, biological process: protein transport. The transcript is spliced from 5 exons. The record is from RefSeq and is a predicted model, not a curated record. Lineage: Eukaryota; Metazoa; Arthropoda; Insecta; Diptera; Muscidae. Bases 146 to 1225 code for a protein of 359 amino acids.
UGAGCAAAGACGUUGUGGAUGCAGCAGAGCGCGUGGUUGUAAGGCAAGACAAAAACAAUUUAUCCAGUCGGUGAUAAAAUGCAAACAAACAUUUCUCAAAGGUGGCUAAAAAUAGACAGCGACAGAACCAUAAACAUAUGCUGAUAUGCCAUCGACAUGUGAAUUUAAACUUGACCGCCAAAAUGGUGUUUAUUUUGCUGGACAAUCGGUCAGUGGUUCAAUUUUAUUGACUACCAGCCAUGAGAAACGGAUACGAGACAUACGCAUUCGUUUUCUUGGCGAGGCCAAGGUUCACUGGACUGAAUUUCGUCAUGGCCAGAAACUAUUUGGCAACCAGGUGUCGGCCAACAGUCUGUAUCGGGCCCAUGAGAUCUAUGUGGACCAAGUGGCGGUGGUGCGACGUGAAGGAAUUAUGCCCGCCGGUGCUUACAAUUACAAAUUUCAAUUCCGUAUUCCCAAAUCUUGUCCCACCUCGUGUGCCGGCAACCAUGGCCACAUACGCUACAUACUAUGGCUGGUGAUAGCUAGACCCUAUAGGCCCAAUAGCACAUUUCGCAAACCUAUUACUGUGCUAAGGAAGGUCAAUUUGAAUAUAAGUCCCAGGUAUAAGAUGCCUGUGGAAGCAGAGGAAAUGUCCUCAACUGGCUGUUUGCCUUGUUACAGUGGUAGAAUUUUCUAUAGCCUGAGAGUUCCAUUUGGGGCCUAUGCUUCUGGCCAGACACUCAAAUACUCGUUGAAAAUUCGAAAUCUUUCGAUGACUGAAAUCUAUGGCUACCAAGUGGAAUUUGUCCAAUGGAUGACCUUCAUAGCCAAACUUCCUCGUUAUAAUGAGCGCAAGAUCCGCACCGUAGUAGCCAGCCACAAAAAACGAGACUCUUGUCUACGUCUCUCAAAUCGUCAAUUUGAGGGGAAACUCAUAUUACCCUCUCUGACAACAGAGUCGUCAACACCAACAACGAAUGAUAAUAGCAACAGAAGUUAUACGCCUGCCAUAACAUCCACACCUGAGCCAGCUGCUGCAAACGAGACGGGCGCAGAUGGGCCUCCUGCAUAUGAGGAAAUAUUGCCUCCCUCUUUUGAACAAGCCAUGUCUGCGUCACCUCCCUUUAUAGAUCCAGACGAUUGUGGAAAUGUUCGUGAUAGUUGGUUUCGUCCUCUAUAUCCCAUGUUUCCCGAUUGCAAUGAAGGCGAAGAAUUGUAUGGCCUUAAAGAAUCACGUGUUUGA